This is a messenger RNA of Ascochyta rabiei, 1848 nucleotides long. RefSeq lists its product as uncharacterized. The transcript has 2 exons. The coding region runs from base 1 to 1848 and encodes 615 amino acids. Gene Ontology annotation, molecular function: amino acid transmembrane transporter activity. Gene Ontology annotation, biological process: amino acid transmembrane transport. NCBI's taxonomy places the organism in Eukaryota, Fungi, Ascomycota, Dothideomycetes, Pleosporales, Didymellaceae. Gene Ontology annotation, cellular component: membrane. The record is from RefSeq and is a predicted model, not a curated record.
AUGAGCAUGCCCGUUGGGUCUCAAGGCGCACGACAGGCUAUCCACAGCAAUAAUGACCCUGAUGAUGCGCCGCUGAUUAGCGCAAUUGCUUCGCAGAGCCAAUACGAUACUUUUAAGACGACUGCAACCUCGUCUCGCAACACCAGCGGUCAGAUUGAGAGUACUGCGGACCCCGCAACUAUCAGACAAACCAGCGGCAACAUGGAUAAAAACGGCCUCGAUUACGGUGUCAACACCACUGUCUCCCAUGGCGCCGAGCUCGAAGCCUCCAGGAGCAGGCACCACGACCAUGAGGGUGAUUUCGUCACCGACCUCGAGAACAACAAUCUCGCUCGAGGCCUCCGCCAGCGCCACAUCCAGAUGAUCGCCAUCGCCGGCGCCAUAGGAACAGGUCUCUUCCUCGGACUCGGCGGCUCGAUCCAAACCGGCGGUCCUCUCGGCGCGCUCCUGGGCUAUGCAACCGUCGGGCUCAUCGUAUGCGCGGUGCAGUUUGCGCUGGGAGAGGUCGCGGCGCUGCUACCAGUUACUGGUUCGUUUGUCAGGCACGCCGAGUUCCUUGUCGAUCCAGCUUUUGGGUUUGCGGUUGGAUUGAACAUUGUAUAUGGCAACUUGCUGUCUGUCCCUGCGGAGAUCUCGGCUAUCUGCGUGCUGUUCCAGUACUGGACUGAUCUGAAUCCUGCCGUGUGGAUUUGCAUCUUCAUCGUCAUUACGUUUGCGGUCGGCAUCUCGUUCGUGGGCAUCUAUGGAGAGGUGGAAUUCUUCUUUGCCUGCUUAAAGAUCCUCCUCGUUGUUUUCUUGAUCAUCUUCGGGCUGGUCAUUGAUCUCGGAGGUAUCCCAGGACAAGAGCGUAUUGGGUUCAGAUACUGGAAGCAGCCAGGUCCGUUUGUGGAGUACAUUGCUUCCGGGCCCUGGGGUCAGUUUCUGGGCUACUGGGCGGUUAUGACAAACGCGGUUUUCAGCUUCGCGGGAGUCGAGAGCCUGGCAAUGGCAGCUGCUGAGACGCAGAACCCGCGUAGGAACAUUCCAAAGGCCUGUAAGAAGGUCUUCGCUCGCGUCCUAGUCUUUUACAUCCUAGCAGUCCUCAUCGUUGGUAUGAUUGUAGCUUCUGACGAUCCCCGCUUGAAUGAUGCCUCGGGCGACGCAACACAGAGCCCCUUCGUCAUUGUCGCCUCAGCCGCUGGAAUCAAAGCUAUCCCCUCCAUCGUCAACGCCGUAGUCAUCACCUCAGCAUGGUCCUCAUCCAACCAAGCUCUUCUAAGCGGGACACGCGUGCUGUACGGAUUGGCCAUCAAACGUCAAGUGCCGGCCGUCUUCCUCCGCACCACAGCCUGGGGGGUGCCGUACGUAUGCGUGUGCUUCAACACAUGCUUCAUGUUCCUCGCCUUCAUGGCGUUAUCCAACAGCGCCAUGGCUGUCUUCUGGUGGCUGGUCGAUCUAACCGCUGCGGGCGUCCUCGUAUCCUGGUCCUCGAUCCUGUUCAACCACAUCCGCCUUACCCAGGCCAUGAAGAAGCAGGGCAUCUCGCGCACCGAACUACCCUUCUACAAUACCUGGACACCCUACUCGUCGCCCGUCGCGCUGUUCAUGUGUCUCACCAUCCUGCUCACCGGCGGCUUCUCCGUCUUCACAAAGGGCGGGUGGUCGACGAGCAGCUUCGUGUCGUCUUACCUAGACAUUCCGCUUGUGAUUGCUGCUUUCUUACUGUGGAAGUUCAUCAAAGGAACCAAAGUGGUGGAUCUAGCUGAUGUGCCCAUCCGCGCGGCGCUUGAGGAAGUAAGGAAGAAUCCAGAGCCGCUGGAGCCCAAAUCUAGGGGGUGGAGACGCGUGGUGAACUUUUUGUGGGAUUGA